CAAUGGGACACUGUUCUAUCCUUACACUCGCUUUGCCAUAGCAAUAAUUUGAAUCAUUAAUCUCCUAUUUUAGACUCAAUUUAUCCAAUUUUGGUGCUUUCUUUCAGGAACUCCCAAAACCAAACCCACCCAAGAAUUUUUUUUUUCCUUUCUUUGAGGAGGAAUACAAUCAAACAUGAGAGGGCUAUCUUUCUUUAUGAGAAACUUUGCAAAUUUCCUUUCCUUUCUUCUCCCUUUCAUUGAUAAACUCCCUUCAAAAUUGUUGCCUGCGCAAUUUGAGAACAUGAUUUCCUUGGUUUCUCGCACUGGUCGCCAACUUCAGCGUUAUGAUAGAGGUUGCCGCCUAGUUGUAGGGUGUAUUCCUUACAGAUAUAAGAAAACUGAUCAACCAUCUUCCAUUGAUGGAACUUCUACUGAAGAUAUAGAAGUUCUUGUCAUCAGUUCACAAAGUGGUCAAGGAAUGUUGUUCCCUAAGGGAGGAUGGGAAGAGGAUGAAUCCAUGGUACAAGCAGCACUGCGAGAGACUUUUGAGGAAGCAGGAGUGAUUGGCAAAGUUGAAUGUGAAUUGGGGAAAUGGCUAUAUAUGAGCAAAAGGGGUGCCAAAAUGCACGAGGUCUAUAUGUUUCCUUUGCUUGUUCAUAAGGAAUUAGAUCUAUGGCCAGAAAAGAGUAUCAGAAAACGAAAAUGGGUGACUGUGAAGGAAGCCAGAGAAGUAUGCCAUAAUUGGUGGAUGAGAGAAGCUUUAGAUGAAUUAGUUCUGCGUCAACAACUAAAAGAGGAAGCUAAUGAAACAAGCUGUAAAUAGAACAUCGUUUAGUGGCUAAUUAAGUUUGUUAAUAACCAAGAACAGGUUAUUGAGCAUAUUGUAGAUAUACAAAUGUUACUUUUUCUUUCUUCUUCCUUCUUUUGCCUCCCUAUGUACAGAUCUUGAUUGAUUCAUUCAUUCAUUCUUUCAACUUAGUAAAUUUUGGUUCUUGUUUUGCAUGAA
This is a messenger RNA of Hevea brasiliensis (rubber tree), 988 nucleotides long. RefSeq names its product nudix hydrolase 4. Gene Ontology annotation, cellular component: cytoplasm; nucleus. Gene Ontology annotation, molecular function: pyrophosphatase activity. The record is from RefSeq and is a predicted model, not a curated record. NCBI's taxonomy places the organism in Eukaryota, Viridiplantae, Streptophyta, Magnoliopsida, Malpighiales, Euphorbiaceae. The transcript has 5 exons. The coding region runs from base 176 to 805 and encodes 209 amino acids.